Xenia sp. Carnegie-2017 is the source of this 1331-nucleotide messenger RNA. Its product is annotated as developmentally-regulated GTP-binding protein 2-like. Gene Ontology annotation, cellular component: cytoplasm. Gene Ontology annotation, biological process: cytoplasmic translation. Gene Ontology annotation, molecular function: GTPase activity; GTP binding. NCBI's taxonomy places the organism in Eukaryota, Metazoa, Cnidaria, Anthozoa, Malacalcyonacea, Xeniidae. The record is from RefSeq and is a predicted model, not a curated record.
AUGGGUAUCCUCGAAAAAAUAGCCGAAAUUGAGCGGGAAAUAUCUCGAACACAGAAAAACAAAGCAACCGAGUAUCAUUUGGGAACAUUAAAAGCGAAGCUUGCGAAAUACAGAGCUCAACUUUUAGAACCCACAUCAAAAUCAUCGAAAGCGGGCGAGGGUUUCGAUGUGAUGAAGUCCGGUGAUGCAAGGGUCGCUUUAAUUGGUUUUCCUUCUGUUGGUAAGUCAACCUUACUUAACAAGGUUACCUCAACUGCCAGUGAGUCAGCCUCGUACGAAUUUACCACUUUAACUUGUAUUCCUGGUGUUAUUGAACAUAAUGGAGCAAAUAUCCAGCUGUUAGAUUUGCCUGGUAUCAUAGAGGGUGCCUCUCAGGGGAAGGGUCGCGGACGGCAAGUAAUCGGAGUCGCCCGAACGGCGGAUAUGAUAAUCAUGAUGAUGGAUGCGACGAAAGGUGAGAUUCAGAAAGUCCUACUGGAGAAGGAAUUGGAAACAUGCGGGAUUCGUUUGAACACCCGGAAACCAAAUAUCUACUUUAAGAUAAAAAAAGGUGGUGGAAUAGCAUUCAAUGCGACUUGCACCCUCACUCGAAUCAAUGAGAAAGUGGUUCAGACUAUUUUACACGAGUACAAGAUCUUCAAUGCAGAGGUUCUCUGUGAGGACUGUGGUGUAGAUGAACUCAUUGAUGUUGUUGUUGGUAAUCGUGUUUACUUACCUUGCUUGUAUGUUUACAACAAGAUUGACUGUGUUUCUCUUGAAGAAGUCGAUCGCAUUGCACGUUUGCCACAUUCUGUGGUGAUCAGUUGUGGGUUAGAGUUGAAUUUGGACUAUCUGCUGGAAAAAGUGUGGGAUUACCUUGCCUUGCUGAGGAUUUACACGAAGAAAAAAGGAUGCCCGCCUGAUUUUGAGGACUGUCUAAUACUACGAAGAGGUGCAACUGUCGAGCAUGUCUGUCACACAAUACACAGGAGUAUUGUGGAUGCAUUUAGAUAUGCAUUAGUGUGGGGCACAAGCACAAAAUACAGUCCGCAACGUGUUGGUAUUGGUCAUGUGAUGAAUGAUGAAGAUGUCAUUCAAAUCAUGAAGAAAUAGAGUUGUAACAUUUUAAAGAUGUGUAUUGCAUAUAUCAAGCAAGCAGAUCUUUCUGCAAGUGUGUCAUUCUUUGCUUAUCAUCUUUGCAUAAGUAACAUUGCAUCUCAAAAUUGCAUCAACAGUUGAUUUAUUGUCUUGAUUUUGCGAACAAUAAUUUAACUUUAAAAUACAAAUAACACAAAUUAUAUAUCUGCUCUAAAUAUCCCAUAUGCCAAAUUAAAAUACCUUUUAUUAUAAAA